GAGAAAGCAAUAAAGAUGGUUCAUGUAGUGAAUACGAGCAGCUGAAGCAAGAAAAUAUUGAAAGAAAUAAAAGGAGGUUGGCAUCUCUUAACAUCCCUGAAAUCGUCAAGAGUAUGGAGCACCAAGGUCCAUCCAAAAAAAUUUCAAAGAAAAAACAGAAGACAAGUGUUCCAACAACUAAACCUCCAAACUUGCGACCAAGGCCGCAAAGACAAAGUGUUCCAACAACUAAACCUCCAAACUUGCGACCAAGGCCACAAAGACAAAAUGCUCAACCUCAAGACGAACAAGCGAUUGCUGAUUUGCAGACGGUGGGAGAUUUUCUCACCGACAAUGUUGAAGUUACCGAGGAUGAUCCAAUCAAUGCUACAAAAAAGAGGCCUGCAAGGGGCAUAACUAAGAUGGAGGGAAUAUUCUCAAGGUCACCUGAAAUGCCAAAAAUCAAAAUUUUACUCAAUGAUCGAGGUCAGCCUAUUGGUAAAAGUGCUAGACAACUUUCAAGUGCUAUUGGGUGUCAAGUUAGAAAGAAAUUGUCUAUUGCUACCACGGACUGGAGGCUUGUUGAUAUUAACAAGAAGUAUGAGCUGUGGGAGGAUAUAAAGACAUAUUAUGAUGUAGAUGAUGCUGCCUUAAACUGGGUGAUGCGCACAGCUGGAAAGAAGUGGAAGCAAUUUAAAGCAUCCAUAAAGCAACGAUACUUCAAUCCUGAAUUGUCUAUAAAAGAAAUUCCAGAAUGUCCUGAUAAGAGGGUUAAUGAUGAUGAUUGGCACUCUAUGUACAACUAUUGGAUGUCUUCUGAAUUUCAGAAAAAGCUAAAAUAAAUCGACAAAAGCUAAAGAUGCACCAUACAGCCGGCAGUGUGAGCUAUGCAUGUUCAGAAUAUGAUUUGGCUGUGAAACUAGGACGUCCUCCACGAAGAGAUGAAAACUUUAUCCAAACCCAUACAAGAAAAAAUGGAGUUCCUACAGAACAGGCAAAACCAAUAAUUGACCAACUUAAUGAUGUUGUUGGAGUAUAUCCAGAGUUAAAGGACCGGUCAAUUCAAGAGGGUGAUGUAUUCUCUGUUGUUUGUGGAACGAAAGAGCCAAAAGGAUAUGUUCGUGUUUUGGGUUUAGGCCCUACUCCUCAAGAUAUUGGCACUCCAGGGUUGAAGUCUUAUACUGCAACAAGACUACAAAUGGAGAUUCUUGCUCGUACAAAGGUUCAAAGUGAGAAGGCUGCUUUAGAACAGCGUGUACUUGAGCUACAGACUCAAAUUGAGCAAAGGGCUCAACCAGACCGGGCAAGUGAAGAGCCCACGUCACAUCGCGGCUCUACUUCAUUUCAACAUAAGGUGAUGAGGAACAAGUUUGCUGCUGAGGAUGAGGAAGACAAUGAAGAAUAUUGUGCUUCUGAAGAUGAGGAAUUAGAUGAUGAGGAUGAUCAAAUAUUUCAUCAGAUGCAAGGUGCAAACUCACCAAGAUCUACAAGGCACUUUGCUGAAGCUUCACACUCUAAACAUGAUGAUCUUGUUGGAAAAGAUGUCAUAUUAUAUGCUAUGUUGAGAUCUGAUUUGCCUGUGGCUAAAGGGACAAUUGUUUCAACUAAACCAAGCACAACAGUUGGAGGCCAGAUCCUUGGAAGGCAAUAUUGUGAAGUUAUUGUAACUUGUGUGCUAAAACGAGAUACAAUUUUGCCUCGCCCUUGUGCCAAUGUGGAAACUAUGGCUGAUGCUUACAUGAUGUCAGUUGCAUGGCCGUACAAGAAACUGAAGUUGGUGCAUAAGGCUGCAACACCGUCUACUGAAGGGUGUUCUGGACAAAGAAAGCUUGUACCUUAAAACAGGAGGAUACAAGAAGCUGGAGUGGUUGUCUGAAGGUUUUUGAACUGCCUGAAGUAUUAGUGUAGCUUUGGUGCUUUUGUGACUGAUCAGCUCUGGAGCAGCUAGAGUGAUGUAGUUGUGGGCUUUUGAACAAUAGCUAGAGUGAUAUGAAACAUUAGUGAUGUAGUUGUGGGCUUUUGAACUGCUUCAAGCUGGAGUGAUGUCGCUGCGGUGCUUUUGUGACUGAUUAUCUCUGGAGCUUUUGUGAAUAAUCUAGCUAGCUAUCUGUAAAUGAUCUAGUUGUGAAUGAUAUUAUAAUUGUGAUGCUUUUGU
Zea mays is the source of this 2134-nucleotide messenger RNA. RefSeq lists its product as uncharacterized. The record is from RefSeq and is a predicted model, not a curated record. Lineage: Eukaryota; Viridiplantae; Streptophyta; Magnoliopsida; Poales; Poaceae. The transcript has 10 exons. Bases 839 to 1819 code for a protein of 326 amino acids.